Molecule: messenger RNA, 1219 nt
Organism: Lolium perenne
Lineage: Eukaryota; Viridiplantae; Streptophyta; Magnoliopsida; Poales; Poaceae
Product: probable BOI-related E3 ubiquitin-protein ligase 3
Molecular function (GO): ubiquitin-protein transferase activity
Source: RefSeq, a predicted model, not a curated record
CCCCUCGCCGCAACUCUCUCUCUCUCUCUCUCUCUCUCUCGCCCUCCACCGCUUCCUACCGCCAUUCCACCCAACCCAACCUCUCCCCCCACGCGCCUGGCGCCUCAAAUAAUUCGCUGGCAAUGGCAGCGGUGCGGCCGUGCUAUAGCAGUCACGGGCAAUCGCGCCUCUUCCACGGCGCCUUCAGAGGUGGCGCCGCGCCGAUGGAGCCGCACAAGGAGAUGGUAGCGCUAGCGCCGCCACUGCAGGAGCAUCAGCAUCAGCCUCCUCUGUUCUUGGAUUACUCCCACGGAGAUGGAGAUGGCAGCCACGGCCGGAAGCGGCCGCGCGAGACCGAGGCACCGCCGCCGUCGCGGCUCUUGUCGCUGCAGACGCCGCAGGGUUCUCCGCGGCAAAGGAUGAUAAGCCUGGCGCAGCUGCAGAGGCGGCCAGCGACGACGGGCCUGCGGCUCGACUUCGACGACGGAGGCUCAGAGCACGCGGCGUGCACAUCGUCGUUCGACGACCAGUACACGGCCGAGAUGGACCGGCUGAUCCAAGAACACGCGGAGAGACUCCGGCGCGCGCUAGCUGAUACGGGGCGUCGGCACAGCCGCUCCUUGCUCUGCACAGCGGAGGCGUUGGCGGCGCGGCGGGCGCGGGACAAGGAGUCAGAGGCCUCGAGGGCGGUGCGGCGCGGCGCCGAGCUGGAGGAGCAGCUGGCUCGGCUGAGGGAGGACGCGGCGGCGUGGCAAGCGAAGGCAAUGGCCGACCAGUCCACGGUGGCCGGUCUCCACGCGAAGCUGCAGCGGGCGCAGGCGAGGAGCGGCAAGGCCGCUGAACAGGACAACAACAACGCGGCGGGUGCAGCAGACGACGCCGAGUCCGGCUUCGUCGACCCGGACAGGGUGGUGGAGCUGGUCGCGCCGCCGUUGCACAGGCCGUGCCGCGCGUGCCGUCUGCGGCCGGCCUCCACCGUGCUGCUCCCGUGCAGGCACCUCUGCGUGUGCGGCGCGUGCGAGCCCGCCGUAUCGGCCUCCGCGGCCUGUCCCAGGUGCCGCUGCCCGGUCACCGGCAGCGUGCAAGUCUUCUUCUCUUGACGCAUGAUGCCAAAAGGAAACUACUUGUCCCUUAAAAUGGCCGCUGAACUAGUAAAAUCAGAACCAUGGAGAGUUGUUCAAGAUUAGGGUGCAAAUUUCCACGUUUGCUAAUCGACUAAUCCCUCCAUGAUCACUUCACA